AAAUCAACAAACAAAAAUCGACCGACGUUCGCGCGGAUCAUCGCUGCUAAGUUUCGCAUUUUAUUCGAUUCAAGUGUUGUUAAAUCCUUCAGAAAUGGCUCUCUGGGUUGAUCGGUACCGUCCGCGCGAGCUUGCCAAGCUAGACUACCACAAGACGCAAGCGGGACACUUGAUUAACCUGUGCGCCCAGGGCGACUUCCCGCAUCUGAUGUUCUACGGCCCGUCCGGAGCCGGCAAGAAGACCCGGAUCAUGUGCCUGCUGCGGGAGCUGUACGGACCGGGCGUGGAGCGGCUGCGCAACGAAAUCAUGAACUUUACCACACCGUCGAAUAAGAAGGUGGAGAUUAUGACGGUGAGCAGCAACUAUCAUAUUGAGGUGAAUCCGUCGGACGCGGGAAUCUACGACCGGGUGGUCAUCACGGAUAUGAUCAAGCAGAUUGCCCAGACGCAGCAGAUCGAUCCCAGUGGGCAGCGGGAGUUUAAGACGAUCGUGUUGUCCGAGGUGGACGAGCUGACGAAGGACGCCCAGCACGCGCUCCGACGGACGAUGGAAAAGUACGUGGCGACCUGCCGGUUGGUGCUGUGCGUCAACUCGACGUCGCGCGUCAUUCCGGCCGUCAAGAGUCGAUGCUUGGGGAUUCGCGUGUCGGCGCCGACCGGCGAGGAGAUUGUCGGUAUUUUGAAUAACAUCUGCAAGAAGGAGGGUCUCCACAUUCCGCCUGAGCUGGCCACCCGCAUCACCCAGAAGUCGGACCGCAACCUGCGCCGGGCCAUCCUGAUGCUGGAGGCGUGCAAGGUGCAGCAGUAUCCGUUCACCGUCGGCCAAGACGUGCCGGAGAUUGAUUGGCAGGUGUUCCUCCGGGAGACGGCGAACCAGAUCGUGCAGGAGCAGAGUCCGGCAAAGCUGGAAGCGGUCCGGGAGCGGCUGUACGAGCUGUUGUCGCAGGGCGUCCCGUCCGAUGUGAUAUUCCGCGGGUUGGUGGAGAAUCUGGUCAAGAACUGCGACAUGAGCCUGAAGACGCAAACGCUCAACUUUGCCAGCUUGUACGAGCACCGGAUGCAGCAGGGCAGCAAGCACAUCUUCCACCUGGAGGCGUUCGUGGCGCAGUUUAUGGCGCUGUACAAGAAGUUUUUGAACCAGGCUUCGGUGAUGGAUAUGGAUGAUUUUUGAAAUUUGUGUUUCUUUUUGUCGAAUAAAUCUCGUUUUGUAAGUUA
Culex pipiens pallens (northern house mosquito) is the source of this 1215-nucleotide messenger RNA. It is a transcript of the gene RfC38, whose product is annotated as replication factor C subunit 3. Bases 95 to 1171 code for a protein of 358 amino acids. The transcript has 2 exons. Gene Ontology annotation, molecular function: DNA clamp loader activity; DNA binding. NCBI's taxonomy places the organism in Eukaryota, Metazoa, Arthropoda, Insecta, Diptera, Culicidae. Gene Ontology annotation, biological process: DNA-templated DNA replication; DNA repair. Gene Ontology annotation, cellular component: nucleus; DNA replication factor C complex. The record is from RefSeq and is a predicted model, not a curated record.